CUGAGUUAUUUAUCCCCUGACAGCGUAUGCUUCGUUGUGUUCGAUAGGCUGACACAUAGUUUACAAAGCUAUGGCGACAUUGGCGAGACUCCACUGCGGUAGUGUGAGAUUCUGUAGAGAUCCGAUCCGUCCUCGAGAACUACGGAUACGUCGGGUAGCGUCUGAUUGCUUGAUGCGCAAUGCUGACCUGCGUUGGCCAACUUGGCCUUGCCAUCUCUCCCUCGCCGCUACGACCGCCACAACGACCGCGGUUGUGGUUUUGCUUUCACUACUUUUCGUCAUCGCCGGCGGACGACCGGUCGGUAGCGCAUCCUCUUUCUCACAGUCCUCCGCGCGCCUCGUCGGUCCGGGAGGCGGUCGAAGCGAUCGCGAUCGCGACCGCCUCCGCGAAGACAAGAGGGUACUCCAAUCUGCAAACACUUGCCUUGGUUUGGAGAUAAUCAACAAGCCCCUUGCUUCUUGCAACCCCGUUGUGAGAUACGAGGCGGCCGCCCCUUUCGUCAAAGCGGCGGACGAGCCGCGUAUGAAGUGCAUGUCACUGGCGCGCAACAUAGUCUUGCAUCCGAGCGGGACCGUGUUCUUCUACAUACUCGAUCAGAUGUGCUCGACGGAGCAAAACAUGAGAAGACCGAGUAGGCGCCUGUUGUCAUUCUAUGAGUCCGUACUGAGCACGGAAGGUGUACGGUUGAAUCUGAUAAGCACGUGGUGGCCGGGAUCUAGCGGGACGGGAUCGCAACUGCUCAAUUUCACAUGCUAUGACUAUAACUGCACUUCGUCCAUGAAUCUCGUCUCCGGAAUGGCUACCUCGAAGUCGGGAUCUCAACUGAUCUUAUCGGGAUACCGUGAUGCGACUAUGACGCAGUCGUGGCUUACGACACUGAGUGUUGACAGCGGUGAGAGAUCUUCCAUCACGUUAAUGGUGGAAUUCGCCAGCGGCAUCGCUCUCGAUCCAGAGAAGACGAAUCUGUUCAUCACAAACGGGGAGGUCUAUCCUCGUUGGAUCUUCUCUUCUCCCGUUUCCCUUGAUCAGCAUGGUGACCUAUCUUCUCUCGACGGACUCUCCUCUCCCUCCUUGCUCUUCAUGUUCGAUCACUUUCACGAAUGGGACACGUCAUCGAUAUAUUUCGGUCCCUAUAGUUUCCCUCGCGAUGGCAGCUGCUUGUACUUCGUCGAUCGCAAUCCCGGCGGCAGCGUCUGGGCACUCAAUCGUUCGUCGAAUGUGGUCAAUCUUGUCGCCGGAGGCGGAUUAACCCCCCAGAUCUCGCCGCACAUAAGUAGUAGCUCAUCGAACGGUGGUGGUUAUAGCAUCGUCAUGUCCAAUGGUUUGAACGCAUCGUUCGGAGAGUUGUACGACCUCGCCGUGACGGAGGACGGUCGGAUGAUCGUCGUCACUGAGAGAGACACCGGUCUUGUGAAGCUCAUCGAGCUGGACUCUCCUUGUGGAGGCGGGAGGCGAGUCACAGAGAUCUGUAAGUACCAUCUUCGCCCCGACUCCGGCGCGUAUGGGUUGGCCAUUGGAAAUUUCAGCGGGCAACUGUUCUUACUUCUCGGUACGGACGACGGACAGGUGUUCAAGCUCACCAUCAACACGUCGGCUCUGGAGGCCAGCGCACCGGUGCGCGAUAACAACAUAUUAAGUAAUCCCAGUCCGUCAGUCCCGCCUCCACAACCAUCUAGCAACUCUUCCCAGGGAAGGGUGAAAGAACCUCCGGAGGUGAACAUCGGCCUACCGGUAGGUGUCGUUGUACCUGUCAUCGUAGGGUCGGUCUUAAUCCUUGGUUUGUGUGCGGGGGGUAUCCGGUGGAAAUUCAUUCGCCGAGACCACUCACGACUUCCUCUCCUAGGCGAAGAUCCAGACUAUUCUGACCCGCACCAAGGUGUCGUAGUGUUUGAUUAUCGAACCUUAAGCAACGCGACGAACGGGUUCGACCGCGCGCGACAGAUCGGGCAGAAAGGUGGAUUUGGCGUCGUCUACCGAGGAUCACGGGGGGGGAGUGAUUCAACAACUGGAAUGGAGAUCGCCGUGAAGCGCAUGAACGGAGAGCUGACAGAGAACAAGGAAGAGCAAUUCGAAGCAGAGGUGGCGACGCUCAACCGGGUGCAUCACGUCAAUGUUUGUCGCUUGAUUGGAUAUUGCCGACAUAAGGGCAAGUGCUACUUGGUUUACCCUUUCAUAGCGGGGGGCAGCUUGCACGAUCGACUUCAUUUACGGCCUGAAGAUCGACCAAAAGAAGUACCGGGAGCGAGAGGACUUCCAAGAGAAGAACCAGCAAGAGAAGUACCAGAAGGAGAACCCGGAGCAGCCGCAGAAGAAAAGCCGGGACCGUCCGCGGGUGCGAGAGCAGCAGGAGAGACCGGAAGAAAAACUCUACUCGGAGGAGAAGGAGGAGGAGAAGGAGGAGGAAGAGGAGGAGGAGGAGGAGGAGGAGGAGGAGGAGAUGGGGGAGGGGGAGGGGCCGGACGAGAAGGACAGCAACGAAGUGGAACUGAAGAAUCAGAGGCAAACGAGGGAGGACGAGGAAGGGAAGAAGGAGGUGUCGGUCGACGGGCCGUUCGAUGGGCCGUUCGAUGGGCCGUUCGAUGGGCCGGACGAGGGGGCGGACGAGGGGGCGGACGAGACCCGCAAGGAGGAGAAGGCCAGCCCAAUCGUGUCUCCCAACCUCUUACCCUGGUAGAGCGUGUUGUGGUUGCUGCACAGAUUGCUAGGGCUCUUCGCUACCUUCACACCGAGGCUACGCCGGAGGUUAUCCAUCGGGACGUCAAGAGUGCAAACGUCUUGUUGGGAACAGAAGGUGGUACGAACCUGACGGCAACCCUAGCGGAUUUCGGUUUGGCCACGGAGAUGAGGGAGGAGUUACAAUCAGACCACAGGACAGUCUGGCAGCCGUGGUGCGGGACGGAAGGCUACACGGCUCCAGAAUACGAGGACCCGGACCGGGGAAAGCUGACAAAGAAGAUCGACGUGUUCGCGUUUGGAGUUGUUCUGCUGGAGCUUCUGACCGGCGAAAAAGCGACAGUGAAGAAGCCCCGUGGCGGAUACGCAACUCUAGUCGAACGGCAGAGCGACAAUCUGGCCAUUGUUGAUAGCGUCGAUCUCAAGGAGGUCGUGCACCAAUCGAUUAAAGAGGAAAUGGAUAAUGUUGUGAUGAGCCGCAUGACGAGAGAGCUGUUGCGGCUAGUUGUUGGUUGUGUUAAUCACAUCGUUGAAGCUAGGCUAAGUAGCGAUGUGGUUGCUUCCAGGAUGGAGGCCAUUGCGAACACGGCCGGAAUAACUCUACGAGUCAACAGGGUUCCAACCCGUCGGCCGGUCAGAAAUCAGCUAACGGUGAUAGGUCUUAAGGCAGCCCAGAAUCAUUCACACACCGUCUAGAAGCUAACGGUGAUGGAUGGAGGGAUAAUCGGUAGAACCCCACAUGGAAGUCAUUGGGCCGGUAGUACCAAACGGCCGAGUUUCCGGCGCCCAAAACCGCAAAGGUUUUGGCGUGGGCGCUUUCUACCAAUUAUCCCAUGGUUGGAUCUCCCCGGGUUGGGCAUUUAUGUUAUCCGUUAGCCGUGAGGGCCAUGGAUCACCCGCCCACCCGCCCUUCUGUGUGUAAACGGUGUAUUAUCCUGUACAGUUAACAGGCGCUGAGCAGCGUCUCCCACAAAAAAUGAAGUGCAAUAGCUUAC
Chara braunii is the source of this 3669-nucleotide messenger RNA. The record is from the annotation of a GenBank genome assembly. NCBI's taxonomy places the organism in Eukaryota, Viridiplantae, Streptophyta, Charophyceae, Charales, Characeae.